Molecule: messenger RNA, 3159 nt
Organism: Adineta ricciae
Lineage: Eukaryota; Metazoa; Rotifera; Eurotatoria; Adinetida; Adinetidae
Source: the annotation of a GenBank genome assembly
AUGCCUGGAAGUUCAUUUCUUAGUAACAGUAUUAUGCAAUAUUAUACUUCAAGUACAAUUUGUUCGUGCGAUGAUGAUAUUGAUUGUACGUUACAAGCUAAAUUUUACAACUUCUCGGGCUAUAAUGCGGCAAAUGAUGCGUCAAUUUCGACAAUGACUCCGCAAUUAUCGGUAUUAUUCACUAUACCGGGUCUGAUGAUUGGCUGCUUACCUUACAAUUCAUUGCUACUAUCAACACUCGAAUGCUUCUAUGAUUCGUCCUGCAUAGAGCAAAUGCGAAACUACAUUCCUAGCUUUUCGACAGUUUCACCAUUAUCAUCGUCUCGGUUUAAUUCUAGUACGAAAGUGAACACGCUUUUAGAUCAACUCUUCGUUGAAGUAUGGAAUGCAGAGCAUAACUUCUCUGCUUAUUAUAAAGUCUGUUCACCAUCGUCAUGUACCUAUUCAUAUGAACGACGAUUGAAUAUAUUGUAUGCUAUUGUGACAGUAAUUAGUCUUCUUGGUGGUCUCAAUAUGAUUAUGUACAUCUCUGCACCAAUCAUCACUCGAAUCAUUCGACGAAUAACAACAAUCGAAAUGCUGUUCUACGACAGGCGAUCGGAUCCCAUCGAUGGAUUAUAUUCUACACGUCUGUAUUUUCUAUUACUACUCAUUGGAAUCGUUGUUUUACUCUUUUGCACAUCAUUCUUUCCUCAAUUGUACACGGUCACUGUCAAUCAACCAUCAAUAGAUAAGUGUAAACAGUUAUCUAGACGAGACUUUACAACACUUAUCUGCCCAUGCACUCAUCUAUCUGUACCCUACUCAUCGAUUAUAGAUCUUAACGUUCGUUAUCAUCAAGUGUGCACUAGUGACUUCAUUAAAAACGACGGUUGGAUGCUGUACUUCAAUAAACGCUCCACACCUCUUUACACUCUCGAUUUUCGUGUUCAAGGUGGAUCUUUAUUCGCCGUUCUUCAAAUAUUAUGUCAAAUGUCUAACGAGACAGUUACCAAUGAACUAACUACCUUUAAUAACAUGCAAUUUGUCGGUACUCAUGUAUUGUCCAAUGAUGUAUUCAAUGAACAGAUCUAUUCGCUCAUUCAGCAAUUUCAACAACAGACUAUGAAAUCAUUUCUCGAUCUCUUUAAACAAAUCCAAACUUCUAUUCAACUGAAUCAGUUCAUCAUUCAUGGUCAGACUAACGCUGUGUUACGGUAUACGGGCACUCCCUAUAAUAGAACUUGGUUUUUUGCAUCAGUCAAUACUUAUGAUAAUAAUUGUUCUUGUGGUUUAAGUGCUCUUUGUACACGACCUCAAGGAUUCUACUGCACGACGGAUAGUUGUAAACUAAAUACCAUUCGACCGAAUCAAACUAUUCCUGGCUUCGUUCUUAGUUGUCUACCGGUAGAUUCACUUCUUUUUUCGUCCCUUCAAUGUCUCUAUAAUGCAUCAUGUAUCCAAAUGCUCAUUCAGUGGAAAUCGUUUGGAACUGCAAACUCCACUAUCGAUCCACGUGUUAUCAACGUUAUUCCACUUGAUAUUUCGGUAAACAGUCGUUUCGCACUUGAUGUUACAGUGAAUAAUAUUGCCUCACAGCUAUUUAUUGAGGAAUGGAUAAAUGCGACAAAUUACAGUUCUUAUUAUCAACAGUGUGCACCACAGAAAUGUACGUACACUUAUAUGCAGCGAUUCAAUCAUGCCUAUGUUAUUGCACGUGUACUUGGUAUCAUAGGCGGUCUUAGUGUUGCUCUUAGAAUUCUCACUCCUCUAGUUGUCAAAGUGAUUCGACGAACACAUCAUUUCUGUCGCACGUGUAGGGAUACCGAGGACGAUGUCACUGUAGAGAGAAGUAUGCGCCGUAAGUUAUCAGCUGUGGCUGUUCAACUUCAAUAUUCGGUCCGGAAAAUGAACUUCUAUCAGGAGCGACUCAAACAUCAUCCAUCUCAAGAAUUAUCAGCCGUUGAUCAAAUGAGACUUAACCAUCGCCUACAGAUAGCUUCUCGUGUCUAUGUCAUUUCCUUUGUCAUAACAUUUGUUAAUUUGACAGCUUUCACUGCCUUCACUCCCCAAACACAUGUAACUGAAGUAUCAUCUCCAACACAAUCAAUAUUCGAUUCUCUUCGAGAACAAUAUUCAUUGUCGCUCACAUGUCCAUGUUCACAAGUAUCCAUUCCGAAUUCUGAAUUUCUUUUCAUACAACCAACCGCAUACCAUCAAGUAUGUUCUAGUUAUUUUGUUUCUUCGGAUUUUAUCAAUUCCAUCUGGGUUUCGGAUACGUCAUCCACAUUUGUUUUGUUCAAUGACGGAAAAGUCAUCAGUUCACAAUUUCGUCUUCUUUCAUUGUUAUGUUCGUUGGCAAAGAAUAUUACUGAGCAACAAAUGAACGUAUUCCUCGCUCAAAAAUUGGUAACGCUCGAGACACUUACAUGGCAAUCGUUUCAGACUCGAAUCGAUUCGCUUGUGAAUAAUUUCAUCAACGAAACGCCAGCUCGUUUUCAACAAUUGCAUGUAUACAUCAACGAUAUUCUGCAUGCUAAUCAAUUACACAAUCUAUUCUUUACCAAUUGGAAUUUGAAAGAAUCAUCGGCAAAAGAUGGAUAUUAUAUAUUGACAAAUUCAAUAUUAUACAAUGAGACUGGUCAGCCGUGCUCAUGUGAUGUUUCACCCACAUGUUCCCGAUCUAUACUCGUCAAUGGCAAGAAAAAAGAGAAUUUCACAGGUUUAGUAUGCGGCUGCCUACCUAUAUAUGGUCUUCGACAAUCAACUCUCGAAUGUUUCUAUGACAUGACAUGUUUGAAUAGAUUAUUUUCGUUCAUUAGCACUGCGUCUGUUGCAGUACCUUUGAAUCUGUCGAUUAGCAUUUGCUUUACACCGAUCGCAUCGGUUCCGAUUGGUACAUUAAUUGACGAAUUGUUCAUCGAGUCGUGGUCCAAUACGAGUAAUUAUUCAAGUUAUUGCUCACGAUGUGCACCACUAACAUGCCGAUAUACGCACGUGGAUCAAAUCAAUCUUGUGUAUAUGAUAACAACUUUUUUGGGUUUUUAUGGUGGAUUGACAAUCGGUCUGAAGUCUAUUGUUUGGUGUAGUUUAUCUUUGUAUUGGAAAGCACAACAUUGGUUUAUCGUUCGUCGAACUACUGUCGAGCCAGCGCACGGUUCUAUAUGGAGAAUAUCCUGA